Molecule: messenger RNA, 1394 nt
Organism: Cajanus cajan (pigeon pea)
Lineage: Eukaryota; Viridiplantae; Streptophyta; Magnoliopsida; Fabales; Fabaceae
Gene: NAC100
Product: NAC domain containing protein 100
Biological process (GO): regulation of DNA-templated transcription
Molecular function (GO): DNA binding
Source: RefSeq, a predicted model, not a curated record
GGUUACUUACAUUCCACGUUUCUUCCUCUCUUGUCGCAAAGAGCAGUAUUUAUGGCCUCAACCUCAAACUCUUUUCUCUAACAUUCACCUCUUUCUUCUAAAGCUAAGCCUCAUCCAUGGAAAACGCGGAUCACAUCGAUUUACCUCCAGGAUUUCGCUUCCACCCCACCGAUGAAGAGCUCAUAAGCCAUUAUCUCUACAAAAAGGUGAUGGACACCAAGUUCUGCGCCAGGGCCAUUGGAGAAGUCGACCUUAACAAGUCCGAGCCUUGGGAUUUGCCAUGGAAAGCCAAAAUGGGAGAAAAGGAGUGGUACUUUUUCUGCGUGAGAGACAGAAAAUACCCCACUGGGUUGAGAACCAACAGAGCCACUGAAGCUGGGUACUGGAAGGCCACGGGGAAAGACAAAGAGAUUUUCAGAGGUAAAUCGCUCGUUGGAAUGAAGAAAACUCUGGUCUUUUACCGAGGUCGAGCACCCAAAGGAGAGAAAAGCAACUGGGUCAUGCACGAGUACAGACUCGAGGGUAAAUUCUCCGUUCACAACCUCCCCAAAACUGCAAAGCAGAACGAGUGGGUGAUUUGUAGGGUGUUUCAGAAGAGUUCAGCUGGGAAGAAAACCCAUAUUUCGGGGAUAAUGAGGUUGGACUCUUUCGGGAACCAAUUCGCUUCCUCUGCUCUGCCACCUCUCUCCGAUUCUUCACCUUCUAUCGGCAACAACACGAAACCAUUCAAUGAUUCGGUUUACGUGCCCUGCUUCUCCAAUCCAAUUGAAAGAAACCCUGAAGGGGUCUUUGAUUCCGUUUUUGGGGUUUCUUCAAAUUCAUUCGACAUUCUUCCCAGAGUGCCACCUUCUGCUUCCUUCUACGCUCAACCCGCGCCUAAUUUCCCAUUUCAAGCUUCUCUCUGCACUCAGCAGGACCACACAAUCUUGCGAGCUUUGUGUGAGAACAAUGGUUUCAAGUCAGAGAGGGACAUCACCAGUGUCUCGCAGGAAACGCCUCUCACUCCUCAUGUUAACGCUCAACCCUCUUCCAAUUUUGACAUGGGUAGGAGGCCCUUUCACAACCACAAUCACGCACCUGUUUCUGUUGCGCCAUCGGAUCCUGAUGGUUUCUGGAUUUACUAGGUUGUUUCAUGCUCUUGUGUAUAGAUUUUAUCUAAAACAUGUACUCAAGCAUAUGUUAAGUUGUGAAAUUAGGUUGCUUUUGUCUUUUGUUUCAGCUUGGAUUCAAAAUCAUCAUAGAAUGAGACUGGUGGAUCAAAUUUAUAAAAUAUGUAUAGAUCUUGCUUUUCUGGCUUGGAUCAGUCUAGUGUCCAGCUAAUGCUCAGACCAAGACCAUGAACUUGAUUCGGUUAAUGUUUGAAAUUGAAUAGCAUAUGUAUUUUGAUUUUAAAA